Molecule: messenger RNA, 1716 nt
Organism: Seminavis robusta
Lineage: Eukaryota; Bacillariophyta; Bacillariophyceae; Naviculales; Naviculaceae
Source: the annotation of a GenBank genome assembly
AUGGUGCAAGUCUUGCUCUGGCUGACGGCAUCUCUACCCUCCCAUACAAACAGCACACGCGUCGUCACAGAACAACAACAAGAAGACGAGGCAAAUUUGUGUUUUGAAAUCUUGUUGCAUGCCAUUUUUGCUCUCAAUUUGCUGGGCAUUGGGCUUGCUACCGGUCCAAAAGUGAAUUCUACAAGAACCAGAAACGAUUCUGCCAUGCGAAUGGAACUUCCCAAUAAUCAUCAAGGCAACACUACUGCGAGGAUGUGCUGCGUGUUGCGUCCUUCGGCAGCCUACCAGGGUGGCGGUUCUUGGAAUCAUGGGACACAACAAGCCACUGCAAGGACAAACUGCAAUAGUUGUUACAUCCAGUCCAUGAUGACAUCCGUGUUGGAGAAACUGGCGCCAUCCCUGUGGGUCGCCCUCAAUUGGGUCUUUGUGGAUGGAAUGCAGUCUCGCCAUCAUCACGAGGGAAUCCAGUUUUACCUCUCUAUUGCGGGAAUCACACUGGUCACUGCCACGUUGUUGUCGUGGUUUAUUCCUCAAUACUACCGAGGGAUUGAUGGACGACAGCAACACCAUGUCAUCCAACCAUCAGCGACAAUCCACAGACAAGAACAACAGCCAUCCGAUUGGGAAGAGUGGACGACAUCCCAAGUAGCUGCAUGGUUGUCGGAAACACUAUUACUAGUAAACCAAAUGGAAGAUGCCAAUUUCCUUCUGGCUCAAUUGGCGUGGCAUGGGAUUGAUGGAGCGGCAUUGGAACGAUUGAACACCGAUGCACUCGUCAGGCACAUGGAUAUCCCCUACGGCAUGGCCUCGCGUGUGAUGGAGCAUAUUGAAACACGCUUGACCAAACGAUAUCCACGUCGAAGCACAAGACGACAGCAACCACAACCAGCCUUCUCGAGUGGCGAACAAUGGGUCCAUCAGGCCCUCGGACAACACGAAACAACCAGGCGUGUCGACGUCGAAAAGCCAUCCUACAGCAUCAUGGCAGAUGAGGAAAUGCAGCAAGUACGAGAUACCAUGAUGCAACGCUUUGGAUUUCAGCUACCCGAGUUGCCCCACAAAACGGACAAGGCUCAGCCUUUUGCGAGUGUUGGAAAUAGUAGUCAUGCAGAGCCCCCAACCACGGAUACAGCUGACGAGCCAGACGCAGCAACCACUCUGGAGCAAUCCUUGCUGGCAUCAAUGCCGCCUCAUAUCAAGGACAUUAUCCGUCAAAAGCCUCACUUGUUGGAACAGGUGCAAAAGGUGCAAGCCAACGAAAAUCUGUCACAACAACCAACAACUACUACACAAGAUGCAAAGCCUUCGGCUCAAGCCACAGCUCAAACCAAACGAAAACCAAUAGCAUCCAACGAACCGAUGCAAACUACUGGCCCAACUCCAGACUCGGAAAGCAUUCCUGACCAAGUACUCCAGCAACUUCCUCCACAGAUUCGGGCAGUGGCGCUUCGAAACCCUACGCUAUUCAACCAAAUGUUCCAAGCAACACAGCAAAACGAUCAACUCCGCUUUGGUGGCCAACAGCAAGCGAACAGGACGUUACCAACCACACUAGAAGAAGGAGAAGAAAUGGAAAUGGAACCACGAGACGUUUACGAUCGGGACAAUGAGCAGGCUCCGCUGCUGACUACUGGCACAUCAAGGCCAGAGCCAGGCCUUUGGCAGUCGAAUCGAGGCCUUGUACAAAGAUCAUCUGCGCCGCGAAACGAACGGUAG